This is a messenger RNA of Naegleria lovaniensis, 2175 nucleotides long. RefSeq lists its product as uncharacterized. The record is from RefSeq and is a predicted model, not a curated record. Bases 1 to 2175 code for a protein of 724 amino acids. The transcript has a single exon. Lineage: Eukaryota; Heterolobosea; Eutetramitea; Acrasida; Naegleriidae.
AUGCAUCUACAGCCAUCACUGCAAGUAGCUCGCUCAAACAGCCCGAAUCAAAAUCAUCAACUAGAAACGACUCGAUCUACACCCAUCAUUAACUCCAGACUCUUUGAAGAUGAACGAGUUUCCGAUAGUUUGAUUCCCAUUUUGCAAAUUGUAGUUCCUCAUUCCGAUGAAUCCACUAAUACUUCAUCGACAAAUGGUCAUUCCAAGAAUGCCGAAAAACCAGCCAUUCCAUCACGAUACUCUCUCACUCGAGUUUCCUCCUUUACGAAUCGGUCGUUUAAAGAUUUGAAAGAAGUGCCGACCGAUCUGUUGCCGAAAAUUAUAGAGGUUUCUUCCCGAUCUCCAACACCUGUAUCUCCUGUAUCUCCCAUAUCACCACCUCGCUCCUAUGCUUCGUCUCCAAUUCCUUCUGGAAAUACAUUACUACCUUCUCCGAUUACUCGUCCAGCCUUUACUAGAACAUCCUCAUCAAGUACUAAUUUAUCAUUAUCGAAUUCGGUGCCAAGUACCUUAAUUCCGAAAACACAAAAACCUCCCAAUACCUUUCUGACAGAAGUGGACGACAAGAAAGAAAUUCAAAUUGAAAUUGAAGAUAUCGAUUUUAGACUUGAUUUAUUACCUCACUGGUUAUUCGAUUCAUCCCAACAGUCCAUUGAGCAAUGUAAAUUUCCAAAAGACUUUGCAACCACUUGUAAAUUUCCUCGAAAAAAACCACUCCAUCCUUCAUUCGUGAUCAAGCAAGUGUUGAAUAUUUAUUUUCCCUCAUUCUUGUCAGAUCAUGCACCGUCACAAUCAAAAAUUCAUGUGAAUCAAGUAUUGCUUUCAGAACAAAACCAAAAUAUUCUAUUGGAUGCAUUUUGGUGGUUUUAUGUAAAAUUAUUUGGGCAUCAAUACCUGGUGUCAAAGAGUACUGAAUACUACAUGACCAAUUUGGACAUGUGUUUGGAAAAGAUACAUCAUAGCAACGACUUUUUUCUUCGCCUUCAGAAAUCGAAAUACUAUCAAGAGAAGGCGCAAGAAUGGUCACAACGAAGAUUUGAAGCCUUGGCACAAGAAUUUAUUCAAGUCGAAAAUAGAAUUGCCAACAACUAUGCAGAAAUGGUCGUAAAAUUUAUUGCAGCACGCCAAUUUGAAUCCAAACAUAAUAUUUCCUACGGUUUUGAUGAAAUGUAUAUUGAGGUGAUGGCUAAAUCUGUAUUUAUGAGCUUUGGCUAUAACUUUCCUGAUAGCUCUGAGCAAUUUGAAACUGCUGAAUUCCAACGAACCAUCGUGACACAAUUUCAGAUUUGGAGUUUGGGCUUGGACUCGAUUCGACAACCUUGUUUGGACAAUGUUUGGAAAUACAAAGUUGAGCUAAAACUACCGACCACUUCUUCUGACAACUGCAAGUUGACAGUCAAACAAAAAUUCCAAAAAGCAGUUCUAACAGUGUGCUCUGGUGUUAAGGAGAGAACAACUGUCAAGAAACAACAAGACGAAUUGAAUCAUGUACUUGCAAAAAUUGAAGAGAAUACAUAUUCACCGCGUUACAAUCUUUUUGAAAUGUUUCACGAAGAGGAAAUGAAUUUCAUUGAGCUUGUCAAGGCAAAUAGGAAAGCACAAAUUGUUGAAGCGUUCGCACAAGGAGCGAAUCUCACAACCGAAGAAUUGGCACAAAUCAUUGAGUAUGAUGAACGCGAUGAAGAAUUACAUUUUGAAUUGAAAGUGUUGCGAGAAGCUAAACAGAAACAUGAAAAGAAUCAUUCACCUAAAUCAUACGAUAUUAAGGACGUGGCAACAGUUCGAAAAAAAGCAUGGUAUGAAAUUGGAGAAGGCGACAAUGUCACACUCAAAUCCACCACACGAAAAGAAUGUAAACAUUUGGGCGUGUUUAAAGCAUAUUCUCAUAGCAAGAAAUCAAGUCCUCUGGUUUCGCAAUACGUUUCGUUAUUGAGAGAAACAAAUUCUCUGCAACGACAGGCAGAACGAUUUGAAAAGAGAAACGUCAUGAGAAGAGAUUACAUGAAAACUCCACAACCAAAAAACGAUGAUAAUUCAUCUCUUCGAAAAAGCCUCAACAACACAAACGAAAGCAGUGUGUUGUCAAAUACUUCCUCCUCUUCCUAUUCGAAAGGUUAUUCCACAUUGUUGAAACCUGAUAAGAGUAUUCACAAGUUGUUUUCUCAAGUAGUGUAA